This is a messenger RNA of Nerophis lumbriciformis (worm pipefish), 2322 nucleotides long. The record is from RefSeq and is a predicted model, not a curated record. Lineage: Eukaryota; Metazoa; Chordata; Actinopteri; Syngnathiformes; Syngnathidae.
AUGGCCUGCGCUCAGGUUCCUCUGGACGAGCAGCAGGUGACUGAGCAAGACGCUUUGGGCAAAGAGCGCACACUGCCUGCGCUGCAUCCCGACAGGAAGGAGGACCGCCUUUUUGUGCCUUACGUGCCGCUGUCAGCCGACGCCUGUCCAGCCGAGGUGGAAGAGUUCCUUGAGCGCAGCAGGUUCAUCUUAGAAGAUCUGGAAUGGCUACUCGCGUUGCCGCAUGACAAAUUUUGGUGUCAGGUUGUGUUUGACACGUCGCUGCAGAAAUGCUUGGACUCUUAUGUCCAUCAUGCCCCUCGUGGCCUCGACUUGAGCUCUGCAUCCACAUCCCCCGUGGUGGCGGAGACUCAUCAGUCCCUCCAUCGUGUCGUCUUCUUUGCCUUCCUUAGGAUGGCCACUCACAAGGAGUCCAAGGAGAACUACAUCACACCAGCUGUAUUUGGGGAAAUACUGUAUGAAAACUUCCUUUUCGAUGUACCCAAAAUAAUGGAUCUGUGCAUGCUUUUCGGGAAAGGCAACAGUCCGCUGCUGUACAAGAUGAUCGAGAACAUUUUCACGCAACAACCAUCUUACUACAGAGACCUGGAUGAAACCGUGCCCACCAUUUUGGAGGUGUUCGACAGUAUUGAGGAGAAGUGCGGCCUCCGCUGCGAUGGUGCCGGAGAGCCCCUGAAGCUCAAUGCUCAAAAGAAGCCGAAUGCUGUCAGCAUGACUCAGCAGGACUUUUUGGACAUUAUUCUUUACCUGUGUGACACCAGCAGUACCUUGCACGCCUUCUUUAGCGUCUUCCCCGGUGCGUGCGCCACCUUUCACUCGCACAGCUUUCUUUGCAGAUUGUCUUCGUUUUACGAAAGUGUUAUGCCCGACCUUGAAAAGGCCUUAACGAAGAGAAACUUUGAGGAUAAAAGUCUUCAGGAGGACGUGUGGCGGAGGUUGUCCCACUCACGUCGCAAGAUGUUAGAGACGGCCCACCUUCUGCUGCACCACACAUGCUUACAGCCCAUUCUGGAAGGGGUAGAAAAUACACAAACAUUUGCAGAAGAGCUGCUGCAACACUUCACGUCGUUUCUUUCAGAGAAAAGGUUCUUGUGUGACUACGACGAGUUGUUUCCCAUUGCAGAAGAUAUCAGUCUUCUCCAACAAGCACUUCCUGUUAUCGACGAGACCAGGACGUCUUACCUGCUCCAGGGCGUCCACAGUGCCUGGGACAGCACAGGAAGGCGAAAAACCAAACCCUCGUCGCAAUCGCCAAAUCAGGGAGCAGUGGGCGGGGCUUCACGGAAUAUCAGUCAGGAUGUGAGGCAAGCCGAAGAUGGCAGAGAAACCUCAAGGGGGGCUGAGGCUAUGUUGGACGUCCCACGGCGAGGAAGCAAUGCAAGUCCUUCAAAUGACCAUCUUUUUUUUCCUCUCUCUCUCCAGGGUGCCAUUUGUCCGGUGAGCGAGGCAGAGUUAGAGUCACUGCUGUCGUGCAUCCGGGAUCUGCUGCCUGACCUCGGCGAGGGAUUCGUGCUGGCGUGUCUUCAGGAGUAUGGCUACGAUUCAGAAGUGGUCAUCAACAAUAUCCUUGAGGGACGACUUGCACCAGGCUUGGAUGCGCUCGACCGCGCCAUGCCCAGGCCGGUGAAAGAAGCUCUCCCAAACGUCCUGGACAGCAGAUCCAACGUGUUCGAUGAUGACGAGUUUGAUGUGUUCCGCAGAGAACGUGUAGACAUGACGCGCGUCUGGAAGGGAAGGAGGAAAGGCGAGAGCAGUCAGGAGCUCCUGAAUGAUAAGAAGCACAUAUCUGAGCAGCGCGCUCGCUACCAGACUUACCAGACGGUGGUGGACGAGGUUGUGCUGCAGGCAGGGGACUCUGCCAGCUACAACGUUGGUGACGACUACGACGACGAGUAUGACGACACGUACGACAUGAAUCAAGUGGGGGCCAACGAUCUAGAUGGAGACAGCUUGCUCAACAGGAGACCCUUCACGAUGCCCAGAGUCCUGCAGCAAGCAGGCAAAGCUGAGGAAGCAGAGGAUGAAGAAGAUGAGGAAGAGGAGCAGGGACAGCAGGUAAGUGUCUGCUCGGGCGACCAGUUUAUUCAGGACCCCGCACUUCUUAGGGAGCGAGCCGCAGCCAGACGAGCCGCCAUGCAGCAGAGGAGAGGCGUCCAGCCGGAGCGCCAGAGCCACGUGGUGGGCCGUCCCAAAGGCCAGGGACAGACACUGGACACAUUCCUAGACAGACGAAAGAAAGAAGCCAACAAGGGCCGCGGGGCCAAUCACAACCGCCGUAACAUGGCCGACCGCAAGAGGAGCAAAGGUAUGAUCCCCUCGUGA